GCCAGCCAGUUGGAGAGGAGUAUUAUCCCGGCAGAGCUAAGCUUCUACUGAUCUCAGGAUUGCACUACCGAGUCAGAGUGUUGCUGUUGUUCCUCUCACCUGCUGCUGACGGCGAGGCAGCAUGGCCGACCGACCGACCGACUGACUGACUGACUGACUGGGAAGUGAAAGGAAACGAGGCCUGUCUCUGCUGGAGUCACUCAGAGUUGAGGUGAAAUGGCUCUCCGCAGAUCCCCUUCCUCCACCUGUGCAGAGUCAUGGCCCAACGGUGCAGGCUUCAUGCGAGUGGCCACAGCACUCAGCGAGUCCUCUUCCAUCCACAGCGAUGCCCUGUUCCACCUGACCAGGGACAUGUCCGGGAUCGGACUGGACCCCAUGUACUACAGCAUCCUGGAACCUGAACCUGUCAAAGAGGAGCCCUGGGCUGAGGAGUCACAAAGUCUGCUACAGCGCAACAGCAUGCAGAGCUCCCCGAAUGAAGACAAGAUCCCAGUUGUGGGAUCGACUUCAAACCCCCAGGUCAGCGGAGAAGGCCUUUACUUCUGUGACGGCCAACGGAAAGUUGACUACGUUCUAGUCUUUCAUCAGAGGCGGCACGGCUCUAUACGAUCUCCUGCCAGUACAUCAGUUUCACAGGACCGGUUAUCCAUUGUUUCCAAUGGCAACUUUCCUCCGACGGGGGCCUCAGAUGUGGCACCAGCAAGAGGAGAUGGCAUUCCAGGAGGGGAGGCUGCAAGUGUCGGGGAGGUGUUCAUGGAGCUUGGAGCUGCAGGAGAGAGCGAGUCAACAGAACCUGCUGACCAUGAGAUGCAUCUGAUCAGACAGGAGUUUGAGGCAAACCUGAUUGAGGCCGGUUUGGAGAUUGAGAGGGACAGAGAGUUGAAGGCGCACGGCCCCAGCUUUACCCGGCUCCAUGCACCGUGGCCGGUGUUGUGUCGAGAGGCUGAGUUCCUCAAGAUUAAAGUCCCUACCAAGACGAGUUAUGAACUUAAAGAGGAAAGUGGUUUUGGGUCCAGCAUGAGCACAGUGUGGAGGAAACUGAACCAGCCUUUCCAGCCCAAAGUAUCACACCAGGACCACGGACGCACCAAGUUUCUCUCACACUGCUUCUCCAGGGACAAGCUUCACCUGUACAACAUCACAUCUAAAGACACAUUCUUUGACAAUGCUACAAGAGGCAGAAUAGUGUAUGAGAUUCUGAGACGGACGGUGUGUGCACGGACCUGUCAAACCAUAGGCAUCAGCACAUUGAUAGCUAAAGGCGUGUAUGAUGCUGCCUUCCCCAUUCACGAUGGUGACUAUAAGGUCAUCGGACACCUCGAGGAGAGGAACGACAGACAGGUUCUGCAUGAAGAGUGGGCCAAAUACUCAGCCUUUUACAAGUACCAGCCCAUUGAUCUUGUCAGGAAGUACUUUGGAGAGAAGAUUGGCCUGUACUUCGCAUGGCUCGGUGUUUAUACUCAGCUGCUCAUCCCUGCCUCCAUAGUGGGAAUCAUUGUGUUUGGCUACGGGGUGGCGACAGUGGAUACCAAUAUACCCAGUCUGGAGAUGUGUGACGAGCGCCUCAAUUUCACCAUGUGUCCUCUGUGUGACGGAGCCUGCGACUUCUGGCAUCUCAGCACCGCCUGUGGCACCGCCAGAGCUUCACACCUCUUCGAUAACCCUGCAACUGUCUUCUUUGCCAUCUUCAUGUCUCUGUGGGCGGUGCUGUUCCUGGAACACUGGAAGCGUCGUCAGAUCAGUUUGAGCUUCAGCUGGGAUCUGACAGGCAUCGAGGAGGACGAGGAACACCCCAGGCCAAGAUACGAGACCAUACUUCUUCAAAAAAGACAGAGGAAGCAAAAAAACAAGAAAAAGAAGAAAAAGAAUGAGCCAGAGAAGCAGGAGGACGGGACAGUGACAGGGAAGGACAGAUGGAGACAAAAACUACUGUCUGCCAUGGCUGCAGGAAUACCGUCUGCCAUAGAGAAGCUGACCUGGAAAGACCGUCUUCCUGGAUACUUCAUUAAUGUUUCCUCUAUCCUCUUUAUGUUUGGGCUGACGUUUUCCGCGGUUUUCGGUGUCAUCAUCUACCGGAUCACAGUGUCAGCACUGAUGGCGAUGAGCCCCGACCCAGAGACCAAGUCCAACGUUCGGGUGACGGUAACAGCUACUGCGGUCAUCAUCAACCUCGUGGUUAUCCUGAUCCUAGAUGAAAUCUACGGUGCUGUGGCGCUGUGGCUGACUGAGCUAGAGAUUCCCAAGACAGAAACCAACUUUGAAGAGCGUCUUAUUCUGAAAGCCUUCUUACUUAAGUUUAUGAAUGCAUACGCUCCCAUCUUUUAUGUGGCUUUCUUCAAGGGACGGUUUGCUGGUCGACCUGGAAAUUAUGUGUACGUCUUCAAUGAUUACCGAAUGGAGGAGUGCGCUCCAGGAGGCUGCCUCAUUGAGUUGUGCAUUCAGCUCAGCAUCAUCAUGUUGGGGAAGCAGCUAAUCCAAAACAACAUCUUUGAGAUCGGCAUCCCGAAAUUGAAGAAACUGGUGCGUGCAUUAAAGGAGAAAGAAUCAGCACAGACAGAGAAGGAGGAGGAGAGGCCUCCACAGCAGUGGAACCUGGACUACGCUCUCGCUCCCUUUGAAGGCCUCACGCCAGAGUACAUGGAGAUGAUCAUCCAGUUUGGUUUCGUGUCUCUGUUCGUGGCUUCUUUCCCACUGGCUCCUCUCUUCGCCCUGCUCAACAACGUCAUCGAGAUCAGGCUGGAUGCCAAGAAGUUUGUUACAGAGCUACGCAGGCCAGUCGCUGUACGCGCCAAAGACAUUGGUAUUUGGUACAACAUACUGAGUGGAAUGGGAAAAUUCUCAGUCAUUAUAAAUGCCUUUGUGAUCUCCUUCACAUCAGACUUCAUCCCUCGGCUUGUCUACCAGUACAUGUACAGUCAGACGGGCACCAUGCACGGCUUCAUUGACCACACACUAUCCUACUUCAACGUAUCCAAUUUUAAACCCGGCACGGCACCGCACAACUCUGAGCACGGAGACAUCACCGUCUGCCGAUAUAAAGACUACAGGGAACCUCCCUGGUCUGCAGAUGCGUAUCACUUCUCCAAACAGUACUGGUGCGUCCUGGCUGCAAGACUGGCUUUCGUCAUACUGUUCCAGAACCUGGUGAUGUUCCUCAGCCUCGUGGUCGCCUGGGUGAUCCCCGACAUUCCCAAAACUAUUGUGGAGCAGCUAAAACGGGAGAAGAAGCUUCUGGUCGACGUCUUUUUACAGGAAGAGAAGGACAAAUUCCAGCUCAUCCAGAGCCUCUUUGCUAAGGAUGCCAACCUCCAACCAAGCAGCCACAUGCUCCAGCCAGGCCAGAGCAUCCCCAUCCCAGGCCGCUACAGUACUCUACCCUCAGGCCCCACGGCUGGAGAUGGAGGAGGAGGGACGAGGGCGAGGUGUAGGGCUGCCAGCUUCAGCCAGUUCAGCAGGAAGGCUCCUCCUUCACCCAGGAAUGAAAACGAGAAUUCCAGACACACGGCGGUGUGACGUGAAACAUGCGUGGGAAUGCCUCAGGACUGUCGCUCGGGUGACUCAGUCUGUGUAUGUCUUUGCCUGUGUUUUUGUGUCCUGGUGUGUAUGACACAAUAGAGCCGUGGUUAAGCAUCACGGCUCGCCUUUGAACGUAUCAUUUGAAUUCACUGGUCUGAAUGUGUGUGUUGUUCCUCCUCGCACUGACUGUUCACCUGAUCAAGUGUUGUCAUUUUUACUUUUUGGUAAAAAAUUAUUUAGUGAGGCGCACUAGCUUCAUAGCGUAGAGAAGCAAUAAUUACUAUAUUAGGCUGAACAAGUGAAUACUGCAGGAACGUGGAAUAGACUGGAACUAAUGGACAGGUUCAUUAAUAAGCACUUACCCACCUGAACAGAUUGAUGGACAUUGUGACUCAGCUUCUGGGCUGCUUUUUGUGCUUCUGCUCUUCAUGUAUUUUUGUUUACAGAACUUGUAGCAGUUACUUCAUUUCAUAUUUUCUGUAAACUUUUCUCUUUAGUAUUCAGGAACCAUUUUUUCAGACUUUACUAAAAUUGUAACGUCACUGAAGAUGCAGCUGCUGGUCAUUGUUACUCUACACCUCCCCUACGCAUUCAUGGAUGGAAAUUUAGGAAUUAGGUGAUCUGUAAAGCAGGAAACAGUAUAAUUUUAUCCAUAUGGACUGACAUCUGUCAAGUGACUGUAGAAUGACUUAAUAUCUACACUUGAUAUAUGACUGUAAAGAGAAACCAACACUUUUGCAAACUGUGAAUGGGAGUGAGCUGGGAAUGGUCUCACAGUGUUUAUCAGUGAAACAAAAACUUCAUCAGCAUUCCUUCAUUCUGAAAUACCAGACUGUAUGUUCUGAUGUUACUGCAGGUAAGUAAUGAAUCUGAGGGAAGACCUUUAUCUCACAUAAAGGUUGUGACUCUUCAGCUCUUAACACAGACCAACUUUAUUUUGUACAACUGGACAAUCUGUUUCUGACUGCAAACCGGUCUUCUUAUCACCGACACAUCUGCCUGAUUUAUUUGUUCAGAUCAUUUUCAGCUUGGUGGUUAGCUAGCAUACUAUCUAGUCUAACUAUCGAUGUAUAGGUGUUAACGACUUACAACAACAUACCAACUAAAUUAGCUUUUGCAUGUUAAAGUCAACUGAAAUUUGGAUUCUAGUCACCUUUUUUUGCAAAGAGAUAGAAGUUCUAAUGGUACUGUAGCUAAUGUACAUAAAGUAAUGUCAUUUUGUGAAGCACCGUCUAAUCUUCUCAGUGGGUAGUUCUUUUGGCAGUGGUUGACUGACAUUUGAGGGCCAGUGUACAUUGCUGUGCUUAUUAGAGCACUACAUAGCUCAGUAGCUUACAAACAUUAAUACAAGAGAUUUCCCUGCUCUAACAAGAAGCCCAAGUCCUGUUAGUGAUUUGUUCAUUUGCAGUAUUUAGUAUUUGAGAAGACCUAUAAUGCUGUGCAUUAUAAAGCUAAUGCUACGCUCACGUCAUAUUUGAGUUAUUAUAAGUUUCCCACUUGUGCAUAACUAAAUAGACUCAAAUUUAAUAGUUACAGCAGUGCAUUGGAAGUGUGAAAUUUAUAAGCCUCUUAUGUGCAACUCAGUGUUAUUACAGUCCUGUAUAGUAGCCAUUAAUACUGUUUUCAGCAAAUAGUUUGAUUGUUAGGAAGAACUGCAGCGAACGCUUGCAUUAUUGAUUUGUUUGCGGUUAUUGUCCAGGACAGUGGAAAUCUCCAGUAAUGAGUGCAGCAGCAUCAGAAAUAUGGCUGCUGACGUCUUCAGUUUUCUGCACAAAAAAAUGCUUGUAAGUCCAGUGAUAAACCUUGAUUAUACUUGCUGUGGAUGGACAGAUGGAAAGCUUUGGACACCAUGGAGUUGUUACACUAUUUUCUAGUCGCCUUAGAGUUCAUAUAUAAGCAGAAGGUCAUAUCUAUGUGUUCUGCACAUGGUGACAUGUGAAAAGCAGUUCUUGCACAGACACAAAUUCUGGGCUGCAUAUGGAGAUCCAUGUAGACAGCUGUGGACUUGGACAGAUGUCAACCUUUUUCUCACACAGCCCUUACACAUUUGAAGAUGUUGAAAGUAUAAAAAUUGGCCCAACACUGGCCUAUUACUAAUUCUGGCCAGUCUGCAAUAGCCAGCCCAUGUGAUAACGAUAGAAGAGCAGCAGCAGAAUACAUAGACACUACGUACUGUAUGGAAGUCCUCCUACCAUCGAAACCUCCCAGGGCAGACUAAAAAGUAGUAUAAUAACAACAAGUUACACAUCCAUGGCACCCACAGCUGUCCAUGUGCACUUCUUCAAGGGAGUAUAAUCAAGAUAUAAGUCUUAAUGUCCCAUAUUGUAAAAGAUGACUAGUCCUAUAUUCAUGAAGACAAAGUUAGCUUGUUAAAUUUAGCCCUUCCCAUUAUUUCACCACCUAUGGAGUCCUGUAGAGCUCCUUGGUGUGCUGCUUCAUCCUGCAUCAUAGAAAGAAGGAGGCCUAGCUACCAGUAGCUGUCUCUUUUUUAUGUGUCUAGAUCAGGUUAACCAGACUGUCAGCAGUUACAACAGGGGGUGGUCAGUGUGAUUCCAUAUGUUAGUCCCUGAUUCACAGCUCAGCAUGGAGUGACUAAAGGCUGCUUUCCACUGCAGCACCUUUGGGCCAUUUUAGGACAUUUUAGGGCUUUUUAAGGUUGAACCUUUGUGCAUGUUUCGACUGCUAGAACCACCUGUGUAAAAGUUUUUCAGGGCUGCUUCAGGGACCUACUCAAAGGUAGGUGUUUCUGAGCAGCCCUGAAAAACUCCUGUGCUGGUGUCAGUGCUGAUCGCUGAAAUUUAGAGAAAAUAAAGGCUGCUCACUUUUAUUUGGAAAGGACAACUACUGUUUUUCUUCCCUAUCAAUGUCCUUGUUAAGCAGUAACUUUCUCUGUAAUUUUGUUAUCUUCAGUGUAAAUUGCCUUAUAAGCUACUCAACAAAAACUACAUGGCUGUACUUCCUACAUGCUCACAGAGCUAGAGUUAUAUCCAGUAUCCACCAUCUGUAGCAGCCAUGGUCCACUUGGAGUUAAUGUCACGAUGGAAGCUGUCAAGUCCUAAACCAAAAUGGAAACAGAAAGGAUUAAAGGGCUGAUUAUGGAGGCAUUUCUUUAAACACUGGCCCCUGAGUUUCUGCAGUGGAAAGCCGCCUUAACAUGCAGUCACAUAGUAACAUGUGGAGAGCUCAACCUCACAUGGAACUAAGCCAUGGCUAACUGUCCAGCCACUAGCUUAACUGCCUGUGAGUCCUUUACAGUUAGUGAUAUUAUGAACCAUUUUCAGUGCCAGCAGAAAACUAAAAAAAACUUAAAUUUCACCUGUUUGAUAGUAAGAAUUUAGACCAAGCACUUACUCACUAACACACAGAAAGGAUAUCUACUGUGUGCUUGUUUCUUAGCACAGAUUAAUUUUAAUUUCAGCUCACCUUUAACCAUGAAUGUGUCCAGAGACCCGGUAAUAGUGUGGAAGAGUCGGUCCUGCUGCCAGUGUGUCUUGAUGACCAGCUUCGGCAUGCAGACUGAUGGUAUAUGCUGGGUGGGCAAACGUUCACUGAGUUCAUGUCAUGAUGUUAACAUGCCGACAUGCUGUAAACCUUCAGUGCUGUUUCAGAGGCCUUGUAACUGCUCUUUAUCUGCAAAUCAACACAGUAUCUGUCUGCUCAGCUAGUGGAAGACUGUUAACUUUAAAUGUAUCCACUUGAACUAUAGGAUGUUGUGAUAAAGGUUUAUUUGUUAUACACGCUUUUGCUGUUCAAGAAGAGAAACGUUCAACCUUACUCAAUCCUUACCUUAAGCUCGUGUACAAAUUCCUAAUUACAGAAUUGUUGGAUGGAAUACAAAGUUAUUUAUUUCAUAUUGUGUGAUCUGUUUGCUUUUAUCCCACUGAUCUGUUUUUUUUAAUCAUUAUUAUUUUGUUUUUUGGUUAUUUUUAACCAAGUAGUAUUAGUGAGAUCACUUUUGCUCCAAAAGAAAAGUACUACUAGAACAACAAACAUACGUCACUGCUACACAGUGGCAUUGCAACCAUUUUAACAGAAAUAUAUUCAGAAAUUUCUCACGUA
Amphiprion ocellaris (clown anemonefish) is the source of this 7575-nucleotide messenger RNA. It is a transcript of the gene ano2b, whose product is annotated as anoctamin 2b. The record is from RefSeq and is a predicted model, not a curated record. Bases 217 to 3513 code for a protein of 1098 amino acids. The transcript has 27 exons. Gene Ontology annotation, biological process: chloride transmembrane transport. Gene Ontology annotation, cellular component: plasma membrane. Gene Ontology annotation, molecular function: chloride channel activity; protein dimerization activity. NCBI's taxonomy places the organism in Eukaryota, Metazoa, Chordata, Actinopteri, Pomacentridae.